Echinops telfairi (small Madagascar hedgehog) is the source of this 1809-nucleotide messenger RNA. The record is from the annotation of a RefSeq genome assembly. Lineage: Eukaryota; Metazoa; Chordata; Mammalia; Afrosoricida; Tenrecidae.
AUUAAUACACUAUCUAUUUUCACCCUCUUAUCACUGAUUAUUCUUUUAAUCCCGAUCAUUAUAUCAUUACUAAACUACCCUAACCCCAAUUUACUGCCAUCCUACGUAAAACAUGCAGUUUCUUACUCAUUUUUUCUUAGUAUAAUUCCUUUAUUAUUAUUCACAUCAACAUAUCCAGAAACAAUAAUUUCAAACUGACACUGAAUAUCAGUUCACACCUUUAACUUGUGUUUAAGCUUUAAACUUGACUACUUUUCCCUGAUUUUCAUCCCUGUAGCCCUCUACGUUACCUGAUCAAUUAUACAAUUCUCCGUAUGAUAUAUACACUCUGACCCUAACAUUGACCGCUUUUUUAAAUAUCUUCUUCUAUUCUUAAUUACUAUAAUAAUCUUAGUUACCGCUAAUAAUAUAUUUCAGCUAUUCAUUGGUUGGGAAGGUGUAGGAAUUAUGUCCUUUUUAUUAAUUGGUUGGUGACAUGGACGCUCAGACGCUAACACAGCAGCCCUCCAAGCUAUUAUCUUUAACCGAAUUGGGGAUGUAGGUCUAAUUUUAGCUAUAGCAUGGUUUUUUAAUAAUUUUAACUCCUGAGAAUUUCAACAAAUCUUCUUACUAAACCCUCCCAAUAAUAUUCCUUUACUUGGACUCCUCCUAGCAGCAAUAGGCAAAUCUGCACAAUUUGGUCUACAUCCCUGACUCCCCUCCGCAAUAGAAGGCCCAACCCCAGUCUCAGCACUUCUUCACUCUAGCACUAUAGUAGUAGCAGGAAUUUUCUUACUAAUUCGGUUUUAUCCUCUUUACCAAAAUAACAGUACGAUACAGACAUUAAUUCUAUGUGUAGGAGCCCUAACAACGCUAUUCACAGCAGUCUGUGCCUUAACCCAAAAUGAUAUUAAAAAGAUUGUAGCAUUCUCUACUUCAAGCCAAUUAGGACUAAUAAUAGUUACCAUCGGAAUUAAUCAACCUUACUUAGCAUUUAUACAUAUCUGUACCCAUGCAUUCUUUAAAGCUAUACUCUUUUUAUGCUCAGGCUCUAUUAUUCAUAACCUCAAUAAUGAGCAAGACAUCCGAAAAAUGGGAGGUCUAUUUAAACUGAUACCAUUUACAUCUUCUUCACUUACGAUUGGUAGCCUAGCAUUAACAGGCACACCUUUUCUCACAGGAUUUUACUCAAAAGACCUAAUUAUUGAAGCUAUAAAUUUAUCUCACAUCAACGCCUGAGCCCUAAUCUUAACUCUAAUUGCAACCUCUAUAACAGCUAUCUACAGCACCCGAAUUAUCUAUUUCGCCCUAAUAAACCAACCCCGAUUUAACUCGAUCAUCACCAUCAAUGAGAAUAUUAUAGACCUUAUUAAUCCUAUUAAACGUUUAGUUAUCGGAAGCAUCCUAGCUGGAUUCUUGAUUUCCUACAGCAUCCCCCCCACAAAUUACCCCCUCAUAACUAUACCUACAUAUUUAAAAAUAGCCGCCCUAACCGUAACCGUACUAGGCUUCAUCACCGCCACAGAGUUGAAUAUAUUAACAACGUACUUGAAAUUCUCUACCCCCAAUAUAUACUACAAAUUUUCAAAUCUACUAGGCUAUUACCCUUCCAUUAUUCAUCGUCUAAUACCACAAACUAACUUAAUUUUAAGCCAUAAAUUAGCCUCCACUGCCAUGGACCUCAUCUGAUUAGAAAAACUCCUCCCUAAGAAUAUUUCAUUAAUUAGUAUAACAACAGCCUCCGUUAUCUCUAACCAAAAAGGAAUAAUCAAAUUUUAUUCCCUAACUUUCCUAUUUACCUUAACCCUAACUUUCCUUUUGAUAAUUUAA